This is a messenger RNA of Apus apus (common swift), 2577 nucleotides long. It is a transcript of the gene TCERG1L, whose product is annotated as transcription elongation regulator 1 like. Gene Ontology annotation, cellular component: nucleus. NCBI's taxonomy places the organism in Eukaryota, Metazoa, Chordata, Aves, Apodiformes, Apodidae. The record is from RefSeq and is a predicted model, not a curated record. The coding region runs from base 1 to 1812 and encodes 603 amino acids. Gene Ontology annotation, molecular function: transcription coregulator activity; RNA polymerase binding. The transcript has 13 exons.
AUGCUGCCGGCUCCGGCAGCCAAGCGGCCGCCGCCCCCCACCCUGCUCUGGCCCAGCCCCCCCCCGGCUGCCGCCGAGCCCCCCUGGGCCUGGGUGCUGCCUGGGAUCGUCCGGGUCGGUGCCGCCGGGGCUGCCCCCCCAGCCCCGCCGCCCCCGCUGCUGCUGCCGCCGCCCCCCGCCCCGUUGCUGCGGGCCGGGCCGGGCUGGCGCGUCCCCGGAGAACCGCUCCUGCCGCUGCUGCCCGCGGCAGAGCUCCUCCACGGGCAGUGGAUAUUUGGAGCUCAUUCUCCAGUCAUAGGAUUUUCACCUUCUUCAAGCGUUGAAUUUGUUCCUGUUCUCCCACCUGUGUACACAUCUACGGUUCCGCCUCACGCUGGGAAAAACUGGAUCGAUAAGAGGCUGCCCAGCUGCAAAAUAUACUUGAAUAAUGCAUUUGCUCUGGAUUCAGCAUGGAUGCAUCCUGAGGAAUCAAGGCUCUUCCAGGGAAAUGAGAAACCUCUGUUACUGACCAAUCAAGUAGCUAUGGCUGUAGCCAGGCCAGCUGCUGCCUCCAGGCCUCUUCCCACCGUGGUGCUGACACCCCAGCUGAUACCAGGUGGUUGCCAGAGCAGCCUUAAAGCAGUUGGUGGCAAUCAGAGCCUGGCAUUGGCCACCACAGCCAGGGUGUCGGUGGAGCCUGACCCUCCCCAGGGACCUGCAGCGCCCAGCAUCCAGCCCUGCCACAUCCUCACCUUCUCCCCCAUCAAGAUUCCAGUCCUGGCUUCACCAUUCCCAGGUUCUGCCUCUAGGCUGGAUGCUCAUGUGGGUCCUUUGAUGCCAACACAAGUCACCAGAGUGACGGCUGUGGCUGCACCAGCCCUGACGUUCAUGGCCACCAACCUGAUGGAUCCAGCACUGACAGAUAACGGCAAAGAACCGAGGAGAUCCUCCUGCCCACCGACCUUGAUUUUACACACAGAGAGGAAGAGAGUUCCUGUGGACAACGGUGGUGAUAAGGAUCAUUCUUUUAAACUAGUAAAUGAGGACAGCAGCCCAUCAAACGGCAACAAGCCGGUGGCAUCUGCUCCGGUGCCAGGAUCUCCAUGGUGUGUAGUCUGGACUGGAGAUGACCGGGUCUUCUUCUUCAACCCUACAAUGCAGCUGUCAGUCUGGGAGAAGCCAGUGGACCUGAAGCACCGCGGCGACAUCAACCGGAUCAUCGAGGAUCCUCCCCACAAGCGCAAGCUGGAAGCUGCAGCAACAGAUAAAUGUGUCAGUUCUUGUCCAGGGGAUGAAAAUGAUGAUCUUAGCAUCAAGACUAAGAGAAAUAAAACAGAAGAUGCCCAAGCUGCUGACCAGGGGAAGGCUGAAACAGAGGAGAAAAACGAGGAGGCAUCAGCAGGGCAGGUCUCCCCUCCCCUGGAGGAGCGCAUCACUCACUUCCGAGACAUGCUGCUGGAGAGGGGGGUUUCAGCAUUUUCUACGUGGGAGAAAGAGUUGCACAAAAUAGUGUUUGAUCCACGCUACCUUCUGCUGAAUUCCGAGGAACGCAAACAGAUAUUUGAACAGUUUGUCAAGACCAGGAUCAGAGAAGAGUACAAAGAAAAGAAAAAUAAACUGUUGUUAGCCAAAGAAGAAUUUAAAAAGCUCCUUGAAGAAUCCAAGUUAUCACCAAGAACGACCUUUAAAGAGUUCGCAGAGAAGUACGGACGAGAUCAGCGGUUUCGCCUGGUUCAGAAGAAGAAGGACCAAGAGCAUUUUUUCAACCAGUUCAUACUUAUUCUUAAAAAGAGGGACAAAGAAAACAGGAUAAGGCUACGGAAAAUGAGAUAAAACCUGCUGGAACUGGCAAUAAUGACACAAGUCCGUGCUGUGGCUGCAGUCAGAAAUUUGAGGGAAGGCUAAAGCAUUUGGGGCUAAACUGGCAACAGCUUGGUGAGGAAGUGGAAAUCCCUGGGAAAACUUUCUCUAAACAGAGCUUAUUGACCAUAUAUUGAAUGUGUGAAGGUUGUUCUGCAGGAAUAUGAAGGGUAUUUUGUUCUCAAAGAAUUAAUGUUUCAUAUUGAAGCUCUCUUUUGUACAACAUCCAGAGUUUGAUGCAUUUCUAAUUGCCGUGAUAUGUCAGUCCCUUAAUUGUUUUAAUUAUGCAAAUUACUUGUAAUAUACACAAAUUAUGAAUCCAGUGCAGAUUUGUAAUUAAGCAGGGGCAGAUGCCAUCCAUAACAAUAUCUCAAGAUACUUUCUUCAUUUAGGGGAAUUAUCUAAAGCAGUCUUUGGGCAACUUUAUGCAUUAACAGAAAGUGUUUGGAGUAUGGUGGUAAGCAGGAAUUCAUCACCCCAUGUUCAUAUGUCUCUGUCCAGUUCUCUGAGUAGUAGUAAUAAGAUAUUAAUUGUUAAUCCAGUGAAGAGUGUGGAAAUCUUGGCAUUUGUUCCUUAAGAAAACUUCCCUGAGUAAGAAAUUGCUUUCUCCUUGCCCUGGAUGGUGCUUUCGGGCACCGGGGUGACAGCACCACUUCUCCGUCCGAGUUCCUAAGAGAAGUUCUUUGGUAAAACCAUCACAGUGUGAUUUCAGUUAUGUUACUGUAUGUGAAAAGUCUG